Diabrotica virgifera virgifera (western corn rootworm) is the source of this 4154-nucleotide messenger RNA. RefSeq names its product putative phosphatidate phosphatase. The transcript has 6 exons. The record is from RefSeq and is a predicted model, not a curated record. Gene Ontology annotation, biological process: phospholipid dephosphorylation; signal transduction; phospholipid metabolic process. Gene Ontology annotation, molecular function: phosphatidate phosphatase activity. The coding region runs from base 225 to 1091 and encodes 288 amino acids. NCBI's taxonomy places the organism in Eukaryota, Metazoa, Arthropoda, Insecta, Coleoptera, Chrysomelidae.
UUGAACUGGCUAUUCGAUACUCCGUUCCGUCAGUCAGUGUUGAUACGGCGCCAAGCGAGAGAGUGUCGUUUCCGCGCAUAAAACAUCGAGCGUUCGUUGAUUCUCACGCGAAUUUCAUGAAUGAACCCUAAACCCGCGGUUGUUUCCAUAUUUUUGACAGGUGUUUUUCUUUCCUACGAUGAUCAAUGAAUUGACGUGAAGUGUGUAAUCGAUUAUUAGCCAAAAUGGCCAACUCCGGGAACGAAACCAUAGUUCGAAUCGAAAAAGUAUUAUUGGACAUUUUUUUGAUGAAUUGUGUUGGAUGGCCCAUCCUAUUUUUGUACUGUUGGGGAAGUGCGUACCGUAGAGGUGUGUUUUGUGAUGAUGAAAGUAUUAGACAUCCAUUUUUACCAUCGACAGUUCCUAGUUGGACACUAUACAUUACCGGAUUUGGCCUCAAUAUAUUAGCGAUGUCAGUGACAGAAUACCUAAAUAGACCAACCGUUCCACGAAAUAUAGUGUUCCUCGGAUUUCAUAUUCCUAACUGGUUCUACAACCUAUACUGCACCUUCGGUAUCUUCGCUUUCGGGGCAGCUUGUUCGCAGCUAACUACAGACGUCUUGAAGUACACAGUGGGCAGACUGAGACCUCACUUUAUAACAGUGUGUGCUCCAAACGUUUGCAACGGUUCCUUCAUUCCUUACAAAUAUUAUGAGAACUUUACUUGUACAAAUCCGUUAUAUAUUCACGACAAGAGAAUUAUGAAGGAAAUGAGGCUUUCGUUUCCGUCUGGACAUUCCUCUUUCUCGAUGUAUUCGAUGCUAUAUUUUGCAAUAUAUCUUCAAAGACGCAUGACCUGGGAUGGCUCAAAGCUGCUUAAACACACCCUUCAAUUUUUGGCUGUUCUUUCGUCCCUAUUUACAGCUAUGACGAGAGUGAGUGACUACAAACAUCACUGGAGUGAUGUACUAUGCGGUCUCACUCUAGGUGCAACAGUUUCUAUAAUCACAGCAAAGUUUUUCUCAAACUUAUUUAAUCCGACUAAGGAAUUGAAGAAAUCGGAACCAUCGGAACUGAGCGCCUUGAACGGCAACAAUAGGACCCAUGUCUAAAUGUGAUUUUAUAUUUCGACUUCUGUUAAAUACGCUUAGCGUUCUUUUUUAGUUUUAUAUGCUGCUAACAUGUUGGUUUUGAAUGACAUCACGAAUAGUAUGUGACUAGAUAUCAUGGAACUCAAAAUAUCUAGUAUUGUUUGAUUGACCAAUUAUAUUAACCUUUUUAUGAAAAUAAGAAAAAGUUUUUAUGAAAAUAAGAAAAAGUAGAGAGACUGACUAAACAUACUGGAUGGUGUUGGAGUUUAUGUAAUAGAAAACCAAAGAGUAUCGAUAUAUAUAUGUAAGAACAGAGACAGAUCAUACCAGUCCCUACCCGAGUCGGAAAGGUUGGAGGGGUACGUAGGUAUUAGUCUGUAUCGGCUUCUGACUUUCUUUGAAUCGGGUUCAUUUACUGACAAUCGAUGGGAGACUUGAAGCAGAUCCACGCCGGUCAAAAAUAGAGGGUUCAGUCCUAGCCCAAAGAUAGUAAAUAACAAAUUUUGAGGGAAAUUUUCUAUUUCACGUUGUGUUGAUUCCCGCCUUUAGUUUUUAUUUUUUUUUUAUUACAUAUUUUGUUUUUCUCUUUACAUGCCACGCUACGUUCCAUGGGAUUCCCACUUUAUGAAAACUGGAAAUGUUAAUACUUUUUGAAAUCAGUAAAAUGAAUGUCGUUCCCCGUUAGAGGUCCAUUAGAGGUCAUUUUUACCAUCUUCUCGGUGCGUUUUGGUUCAAAUCAGUCUUCCUACAAAGCCUCUUUGAUAAAGCGUAGACCCCGAAAAACGGUGUCAGAGGAGGGCAAGAGGCUUGAUUUAAAUCAAAACGAAACCGAAUAUUUUCAUUUUUGUGAAUACUUUUUGGUUUUAUUUAAAGUGAAUCUGUGUUUAACGCAACAAUAACCAUCCAGUAGAUAAUAUUAAAAUAUUUUCGUUACAUUUCGUUUUUUUUUUGAUCUCAUUCAGAUACCAAAUUUUAGUGGACUGUAAUAUUUUUGUAGCUUUAAUGUAUGUGUAUUGGUUAUAAUAAUUACAAAACGUACCUAUUUAUUGAAACGAUUCAUAUCGCGCAUCGACGCUUGCCUAGUAUCAGAAAUUAUUCAUUAUUUAAGAACUGUUGACAAUACUAGUUUUACCAUUUGUUUAUGGUAUUUUAAAACUUGUUAAAUGUUAAGUAGAUGGUGACUCUUAAUCGGUAAAAGAGCAAAAGCUUUUUCCUUUUGGUACCUAUAGAUAAUUUUUAAGAAACGUAUCAAACUAACAGUGCUUCUUGACUGAUACGCUGUCUCCUAGCAGCGUACCUAAAGAUCGGUACACAUGCGAGCCGAACUGUUUGCGAGCGCUAUAUUCGUAUAAUUUGUAGGUAGGACGAACGGAUUGCGAGCUGUUGCGAGCACGUCCUGUCGGUUUUUGGGACGAACACAAAGGAUAUUCUCUGUUCACACAGAGAUUGUCAGAAUGACGUUUUUCUAGAAAUAAUAAGAAACGUAAGAAACACAAUGUAAUAAAUUCUUAUUUUAUAAUUGAUAAACAAAUAAUUGCUGUCUUUAAGAAGGAGACUUUGAGACAAAAUUACAAAUUAACCGAGUCAUUUACAUAAACUUAACACAAAUUGAUGCGUAGUUAGUUCGUUGCUUUCCAUGGAUUGUGAUGAGUUUGCGAUGAGUUCGCUGUAAAUAUAUUUUCAACCAACUGUACGCGAGCAGUUCGCAAACAGUUCGGCUCGCAUAUGUGUACCUGGUACCUACCUUAGCAAUGGUGAGGGUCCUGCGUGUUUACUGAAUUUUAGUUCAGGUGCACGUUCUGAAGAGGUUAAGCCGCGAUUAUCCUCGCGGGAAUUUAUUACGUGGUUACUCGCAUGUAAAAGUGCGCUUACAUGGGCAACAAAAAGUGCUCAAUUAUGAGCAAUAAUGGUCGAUUGGGACGUAACAAAAUAUCAAGCGAUUUACUGCAACGCCAAUAAGUAUCGAUUUGGAACAAUGUUUAGCAACUACAAUAUUGAGCAAUAAGGAGCAACUCUAAGAAACUAGACAAUACUUUCAUAAAAGAAAGCAAUACAUACGAGCAAUUCAGUUGGAAAAUACCCUAGAUACGUAGGGUGUAGGGUGUCUAUCCACAAUUCGAAAAUAUAUCUCGAAUAAAAGUUACUUAUGUCUGCGUAAGCAGCAAUAAGUAACUGCUUACAUGCAAUUUUUUAUCUGCAAUCUGCAAACUGUUUAUCUGCAAUAAAAAAUGUGGGUUCCUAUUUAAGCAGUUACACCCCCCACCCCACCUCCAGAGUGUAUACUCUGGUUGUAUGUGUCGUGAUUAGUGUCAUUCGAUAGAUUUUUGAAAAAUGUUGAAAACGUAUUUUUCAGUUUUUUGAUCCGAUGCAUAUUUCGCGAUAUAUUCGACCGUCCCGAUACUUUUGGGACAUCCUAUAUAAAAACAGACUAAAAGAUUAAAAAUUAAAGGAGUAACGCAGAAAACGCGCAAAAAACCGCCGAUAUAACGUAAUUAACUCAUGAGAUGCCAAUAGUGUCAAAAUUUCGUAAUAGUGGAGUAAACUUGCAUGAGGUUGGACCAAUUACAAACAAGCAUUACGGCGCGGUAAAUUUGAAUUACUCCUCCUGGUUUAAAAAACAGACUAUGGUGUCAAAGGAAAUAAGUUUUUGUUCUUAUUCGUUUUAAUCGUCACCAUUUGCUGACGUUAUAUGGCAGCCUAACAUUUAUUUUUUUCGUUUCAGAGUUGUAGAUAGUUUUUACAAAUUUUUAAUUAGUAAAUGUGUUGUUUAUGGUUUGAGAGUAAUAGCAAGAAAUUACUUAAUGGAAAUUAUGCUAGAACCAAGUGUAUAAAUGUGGCUUACUGUAAUGACGUAAUAUUAAGAAAGAAUUUGGUAAAACACACAUAAUGUCUUUUUGUUGAAUUUGUAAAAUUACAAUUUACCGGUUAUCUACAAUGCCUAUUUAGUAUCCCAACGUGGAAUGAAGUAAACACUUCUGUUGUAUGUAGGCAUAUGAAUUUAUUAAAAAAUCCUUAAAAUUUAUCCACGAAGGAGUGGAAGUACAAAACGUUUUCGGUCAGACUGACCAUCAUCAGUGUAAACCU